GAAUGACCCGUGUUUUUCAAAUACCGCACAAAGAUCAAACACCUGACAUUGAACUGGCCUUGCGUUGAACUGGCCUUGCAUCAUCCCACUCAUCCUCGACACUUUUGAUUCGACAGGCAAUUCUUUGUCUCCUCAUGAAUCAUACGGCUGCUAGCUGUCCACCGCGCCUCUAGAUCGAUCGUUGAACCCUGUCCACGAUUACAAUUCCCGAUUUUCCCCUCCAAUAUUGAAUACCGUACGCUUUGGACCUUUCAACACGCGUGCAGGAGGACAAUCGGAGUUAACCAGAAAGAUUUCCUCUUUCGGACAUAUCUCAACCCUCCAAACACCACACUACGACAUGCCACCAACUCAAUUGCCCGCAUCGGGGAACCCUCUAGUCUUCUUUGAUAUCACAAUUGGAGGUGAGCCACUCGGUCGAAUCCAAUUUGAGCUCUUCGCCGAUGUAGUUCCCAAGACGGCUGAAAAUUUCCGGCAAUUUUGUACCGGCGAAACCAAGAAUCAUCUUGGUAGACCGCAAGGAUACAAAGGCAGCAAAUUCCAUCGCAUUAUCAAGGAUUUCAUGUGUCAGGGUGGUGAUUUCUUGAAUGGUGAUGGCACGGGCUCGACUUGUAUUUAUGGAUUGAGCAAAUUCGAUGACGAGAAUUUUACUCAUAAGCAUACGGAACCGGGACUUUUGUCGAUGGCGAAUGCUGGUCCAAAUACCAAUGGCUCUCAAUUCUUCAUAACCACAGUCCCAACCCCCUUCCUCGACAACAAACAUGUCGUCUUUGGCAAAGUCAUCGAAGGAAUGGACGUCGUCCGCAAGAUGGAAAAUACUCGCACAAAUCCAAAGGAUGCACCGCAAUUACCCGUCGUCAUUUCUUUAUGCGGAGAAAUGUAAAUGGAGAGGUGGAUUUCAGAUAAUUUGUAAACGCGAUGGGACUUUUUCACAUAGAUAGGGUUUCUCCAUGAUACAGCGAGCUGAGAAAUUCUUUUCGAGGAAGCACGACAGAUGUCAGAUCUCAACGUGUUAUAUCAUAUGGAUACGGAGAUAUAGUAUGGAGAUAGUGGAGGAUCAGAUAGACAAUCCCUUCUUGUUUGUUUGUUAAUCCAUAUUCUCUCCUCUGGCAUACAAAACACAUCGUUCGUCUUGAUAUGAUCAUUACGUUUUUCCUCGAAACUCCCAAUUGUUAAACUGCAAACACACA
This is a messenger RNA of Botrytis cinerea B05.10, 1190 nucleotides long. RefSeq lists its product as hypothetical. Gene Ontology annotation, biological process: protein folding; protein peptidyl-prolyl isomerization. Bases 341 to 883 code for a protein of 180 amino acids. Lineage: Eukaryota; Fungi; Ascomycota; Leotiomycetes; Helotiales; Sclerotiniaceae. Gene Ontology annotation, molecular function: peptidyl-prolyl cis-trans isomerase activity. The transcript has 6 exons. The record is from RefSeq and is a predicted model, not a curated record. Gene Ontology annotation, cellular component: intracellular membrane-bounded organelle.